UAAAAACUGGGACAAAGAACCGUCAGGACGGAACUGCUUCAAUUGCAAAAAUCUCAGCGUAGCCUCCGGAGCGGCCGGCCGGCCCGAGUCAGGAGCAGCCCCUUUAAAAAAGCGGAGUACAGUAUUGGGAUUCUUGAAACCUGAAACCUAGACGCAGAAUCGAAGCGGAAACCAGAAGGAAAACCGUGAACUCCCCCAGACAAUUGCUUCCGGGGAGUUUCGGGAGAGCGAGGGGGAAUAAAGGGCCGGAGAGGAGGGCCCCUCGGAUGGCGCGCCCCUGAGGGUCCUGGCGAGUUCGAGGAGCGUGGGAAGGAGAGGACCCUACCCUCUCCCUGGGCUGCAGGUCAUGGCCACCGUGGAGCAGAAAGCCCUGGGCAUUGGCUUCAAGUGUCUCUCUUUGGCCACUUUUGUGCUCAUCUGCGCCGGGCAAGGGGGACGCAGGGAGGAAGGGGGUCCAGCCUGCUACGGGGGAUUUGACCUGUACUUCAUUCUGGACAAAUCGGGAAGUGUGCUGCACCACUGGAAUGAAAUCUAUUACUUCGUGGAACAAUUGGCUCAUAAAUUCAUCAGCCCACAGCUAAGAAUGUCCUUUAUUGUCUUCUCUACUCGAGGAACAACCCUAAUGAAGCUCACAGAAGACAGAGAACAGAUCCGUCAAGGCCUAGAAGAACUCCAGAAGGUUCUGCCAGGAGGAGACACUUACAUGCAUGAAGGAUUUGAAAGGGCCAGUGAGCAGAUUUAUUAUGAAAACAGUCAAGGAUACAGGACAGCCAGCGUCAUCAUCGCUCUGACCGACGGAGAGCUUCACGAGGACCUCUUCUUCUACUCAGAGAGGGAGGCCAACAGAUCUCGAGAUCUCGGUGCAAUCGUUUACUGUGUCGGCGUGAAGGAUUUCAAUGAGACACAGCUGGCGCGGAUCGCAGACAGUAAGGAUCAUGUGUUUCCUGUAAAUGAUGGCUUUCAGGCCCUGCAAGGCAUCAUCCACUCAAUUUUGAAGAAGUCCUGCAUUGAAAUCCUGGCAGCUGAACCAUCCACCAUAUGUGCAGGAGAAUCAUUUCAAGUAGUGGUGAGAGGGAACGGCUUCCGCCACGCCCGCAACGUGGACAGGGUCCUCUGCAGCUUCAAGAUCAACGAGUCUCUCACGCUCAAUGAGAAGCCCUUCGCUGUGGAAGAUACCUAUUUGCUGUGUCCAGCGCCUAUUUUAAAGGAAGUUGGCAUGAAAGCGGCGCUUCAGGUCAGCAUGAACGACGGCCUCUCCUUCAUCUCCAGUUCUGUCAUCAUCACCACCACACACUGCUCCGAUGGCUCCAUCCUGGCAAUCGCCCUGCUGAUCCUGUUCCUGCUCCUGGCCCUGGCUCUCCUCUGGUGGUUCUGGCCCCUCUGCUGCACCGUGAUUAUCAAGGAGGUCCCUCCGCCCCCUGCUGAGGAAAGCGAGGAAGAAGAUGAUGACGGUCUGCCUAAGAAAAAGUGGCCGACAGUGGAUGCCUCUUAUUAUGGCGGGCGAGGUGUCGGAGGCAUUAAAAGAAUGGAGGUUCGCUGGGGAGAAAAGGGCUCCACUGAAGAGGGUGCUAAGUUGGAGAAGGCAAAGAAUGCAAGAGUCAAGAUGCCGGAGCAGGAGUACGAAUUCCCUGAACCCCGAAAUCUCAACAACAACAUGCGCCGGCCGUCCUCCCCCCGGAAGUGGUACUCUCCCAUCAAGGGAAAACUUGAUGCCUUGUGGGUCCUGCUGAGGAAAGGAUAUGACCGUGUGUCCGUGAUGCGUCCACAGCCAGGAGACACGGGACGCUGUAUCAACUUCACCAGAGUCAAGAACAACCAGCCUGCCAAGUACCCCCUCAACAACGCCUACCACACCACCUCGCCGCCCCCUGCCCCCAUCUACACCCCGCCACCCCCUGCUCCCCACUGCCCUCCCCCGCCCCCCAGUGCUCCCACCCCUCCCAUCCCAUCCCCCCCUUCCAUCCUCCCCCCUCCUCCUCAGGCUCCCCCUCCCAACAGGGCCCCGCCCCCCUCCCGACCUCCCCCUAGGCCUUCUGUCUAGAACCCACAGUUUGUGCUCUGGGUUCUCUCAGAAACUCUGGGGAGGAGGCUCCUCUGUGGUGUUAGAACAAUGUCUUUCCAGUUACAGGAGGCCUCCACUUUGGAAAUGAGUGGUGACAAAGCCCACGGACGUUCACACACUUUAAAAAUUGGUUUGUGACACCACUGCACCGACAUUUGUGAUCAGCGGAAAGAAAUCGAAAUUUUGAAUUGCUUGAAAACAAAUGCUGAGGCCACGACAGUCAGUUACAGCCAGCCAGCCAUCACCUCUAGAAGGUUCCAGAGACGGUGAAACUGCGGAGAUGCUCUAAAUGGGACUGUGUCUCAUGGACACCCAGAAGAAAUUCCUUUCUCUGAGGGUGAAAUGCGGAGUCAGAUAAGAAAUAACACUGCUGGGUUUCUAAACGCUGCCUGCCCUCCUCCACGUCACCUCCAUCCCCUGAUCCUGGACCCUUGGCCUAGGAACCAAAGAAUCCUCACCCCUGCGUGCCACCCAGGAAGGUAGAAACCCUUUGCCUACAACUUUGGGGGGAGGUUGGGGGUCCCCGUUGUGGCAAGAAUCUCGACAUCAGACAGGUAUCCAAAAGCAUGCUCUGGAAUUUGCAGAGGAGUAAAAACACCCGCCUUAUUUACCUUUCCAAAUUCUUCCAAUUUCCAAGCGAGGAAGAGGGCAGUUGUUUACCGAUGGAAAAGGUAUGUUGUUAUGUUGCUGUGUAAGUGAAUCAGGUGUGUGCAUUGAUGGGAAAGUAUUGAUGGGAGCAUCUGACAGUUUCUAAAACCCACAGGCUGUGAGCAGCUAGAGAUGGCUGGCUCUGGCCCAACAUGGCCCCUAAAUCAGCAGACAACAGCAUUGUCGAAGAGCACUUGUUAAUAAUUCAUGUUAAAAAAUCAAGAUUUGGCUUGGAUUUAAAUCAUUUGCAAAAUGAAGUUGACUGAUCCUACUUUCCAGAAACAGACAUGAGUUGAUCAUCCCAAAACGUCAUCAUUAGCACCUACCACACAAUUUCACUGAUUCUGUUUUUCUUUCUUCGUGAAGUUGUGCAUCAGAGACUUCUAGGCAGAGCUGAGAGAUAUCAUAAGGAAUCUAUCCCCCAAAAAGCAUGUGUGUGGAUGCAAAUAUAUUUCUCCUUGGCUUUUCAACAUACUCACAAAUAUUAUUAGCUGCCUAAAAUUCCCACUAUGUCUGGGAACCAUUCCACUCCUUCAAGUCUUUCUGAAUCUGUUGUCAUCAGUAAGCCUUAUAAUCACUUUCUAAACAUUGGGCUUCAACACCCGAGGAUAAAAUCAGAAGCCAUCAUUUAGGGCCUCCUGCACCAGCCUGUUCAAAAUUACCUCCCCCUCCACCUUUCCACAGCUCUUAAAAUUCCACUGCCAAAACCCUUAAAUCUUUUCAGGAACAAAGCAGAAUAUAAAAUAAACACAAACUUAGUGCUUUGGGCUGUGGUUGCCAAAGAUCCUUCCAAAACCCAUCAAGCCAGCCUCAUUCUUUCGCCUUACUUAGAACAGAUACAUAGGACCUGGCAGUCAUUCCAUGCACACCAAUGCUGGUAGCCAUGGCAGACAUUGCUAAUCAAUCACAGCACUAUUUUCCAUGGAGCCCAAUGAUUCCUUUACAAUCUUCAAGUCACAGUUCCACAGGCUCACCACUCAUCAGUCACAAUUGAGAAAUAAAAGAACCCUAAUUGCCAUCCCAACUUUAGAAAGCAAAAGCAAGCAGGGAUUGUGUGAGGGAGUGGGGAAACCUUUGGGCAUAAAAGGUACAGUCAGGGGAAAACAGAUCUAGGCAGAGUGCCUUAGUGGAUGGGCGGGGGGGAGGUGCCCAGGCACUAAAUCUACAGUGCCAAAGGCAAACUGACAUUUCUCCAAGUGUACUUCAGACCCAGCCCUUCUCCCAGCCUGCCACUUUCAGAGAACUUCCAGGCUUUCUCACAGAGCUAAAAUCAGAGAUGGUUUUCAUGACUUACGAAAGCAACCUCCCUCCCUUGCCCCCCCCAACCUGGCCCAUAUUGUCUAUUUUUAGGACAUUAGGCUUCUUCUCUAGCAAAGUCCCCCCAGGAAGCAGGGGUCUUUGAAGCAGGGGUCAGAAUGUCUCAGCCACCUGCAGGGACAUUGCUGGACUCCAGAAAACCAUUCCAUAGGAGGAUGGGUUCCCCAGGCUCACGGCGUAGAGACGUUGAGCCCCUGGCCACUGUUUUGACUGCUGGCGGUACAAAACAGUUCACCCCACACCACUGCCACAUGGCUCGCUGAGGCCAUAAGAACGUUUGAGACAAGGUGUUGACAUUGUUGUGUAACAAGAUGGCAGGCAUCAGGUGAGAAUGCCAUGUUCAGGAUCUCAACCGCACGUCAGUCAGAAGCCCUGUGCAGUUUCCAAGAUGUUGUUUUGAUGAACUUUUUGAUAAAAUGGGAAACUGCAUAUAUAUGAUGACUUGGAAGAGGAUUAGCAGGGUUUGUCCUUAAAAGGGGUUCAUCACGUCAUCCCUAGUCACUUACAGAAUUACAGUGGAGAAGGAGAAACUUCUACGCUGUAUGAACAAGGCAAUGUUUCAAUAGUAGGUUAUUACAGGCAGGAAAACUCUUUAACUGGUUUAUAAAAUCUAUCAGUACUUGUGUCAUUCCCUGUAAAAGGUAGCAGACAUAUGAUUGUGAUCCGGAAACUGCACAAAAUUAUUUCUUCAACCCCCAGGUUACGGUCCUCGCGAAGUUGUUUUUUUUUUUUUUAAUAAAAGUCAACUUUUUGUUGUAUAUAUUCCUAUUCCAUGUGUUAGAUGGAAGCAUUUCCUACCCAGUGUGAAUAAAAAGAACAGUUGUAGUAAAUUAUUAUAAGGCCAAUGAUAUUUCAUGGCAGGUUAUUCUACCAAGCUGUGCUUGUUGGUUUUUCCCAUGACUGUAUUGCUUUUAUAAAUGUACAAAUAGUUACUGAAAUGACGAGACCCUUGUUUGCACAGCAUUAAUAAGAACCUGGAGCGGUUACCUCUGUUGACGACCAGCUCACAAACAGUUUCUGGCCUGGAGCUUGGCACGUACUCCGGGAAGGCACAAGAUCUUUCUUUUACGAAGGUCAAGACCAGAGCUGGUGGACAUAUUAAUCUGGCCGUGGGUAACCUCAUUGUAAAUAUCAGCAGAGUGGGCAGAGAUGAUCUCUAAGUCUCAUGUACACGAAGGUCCGAAUACUGUCUCAGAUGAGGGAACUCCAUCCAAGAACUAGAAAAAAAAAAAAAUAACAAUGAGAUAAUGAACAACAGGUUCAGCCCAGAGCCAACUCAAUACAGAACAAUUAAUGCUGUGUAAAGUGGGUUGAAUUAGUUUGCAAACUAUAUAAAGAUACACGCAGUAAUAAAAAGCCUAUUAAUGCACACCAGAUGGGAACGGGGUAUUCUAGUCAAUCGCCUUUUCUAGUUAUCUGAGCUCUAUUAUAUUAUCAUACGUGGAUAACCAAUUUAAAAGAAUUAGAAUAUGAUUUUUUUUAAAUGCACUUAACAUUAAACUCUUCUAAUUCUUUCUUCUAUCUGUGAUAAUUCAGAAGACAGGAUGGAUCAUCAGCGCCUCUGAGUCAUUGUUAUAAAAAUCAGUUAUGCUGUACCUGCUCGGCUAAAUGUGGACAAUGACAAACCCUGGAAGUUGCUUUUUUUUUUAAAAAAUAAUAAAUGUUUCAGAUCAA
Camelus dromedarius (Arabian camel) is the source of this 5701-nucleotide messenger RNA. It is a transcript of the gene ANTXR1, whose product is annotated as ANTXR cell adhesion molecule 1. NCBI's taxonomy places the organism in Eukaryota, Metazoa, Chordata, Mammalia, Artiodactyla, Camelidae. Gene Ontology annotation, molecular function: transmembrane signaling receptor activity. The transcript has 18 exons. Bases 347 to 2041 code for a protein of 564 amino acids. Gene Ontology annotation, cellular component: cell surface; plasma membrane. The record is from RefSeq and is a predicted model, not a curated record.